AUGCUGUCCUAUGACUCCAGCCAGGGAAGCCUGUUGACUCUCUUACCGCCGGAAUUGCUUAUCAGAAUCUUUGGAACUUUGGGAUGGCGCGAGAUCUUGAAUCUGCGACGAGUAUGUAGGUUAUUCGACGACAUAUCGCACGCUCGGCCCGUCUGGGUCUCUGUUUUCACCCGCUAUAAAACCACGGUCGUGCCAAGACCUUUUCAUCAGUACCAACCUGUCGACACAUACUCGUCGAAGGAACUUGAAAAAACCGUAUUGAAGUGGCAAAGAACCGAGCUCGCAUGGGAUGCGGACGACGCAUCUCCGCUUCGUCGACCAGCCAUCAAUAUAAAGAGCCAUAUCGGCCCCGUCAGUGCCGUCCAUUUCAUCGAGGGCGGGCGGUGGAUCCUCGCUGCCUCUAAGCGUGGAGGGCGAGUAUACUGCUACGACCUCGACAGGAAGAAGCUCACUCCUUUCUCUCUCAUCCCCACCCCCUUCGAGAAAGACGCCGAGGUUGAUGUUCUCUCCAUCUCGGUCGACAUGGACUACUCCGCCGAGCUAUUCACCUUCAACGUCGCCCUAUUCCUAAGACGUCGAGCAUCCAAGAUUACAAAUAUUACCACUGGCCCGCAUUCUGAAAAGCGGUUGAUUCAAGUGUGGCGCGUUUCUGCGGAAUGGAACAGCGUUUCCCAGAAAACUAAACUGGCGGCUCGACUCUUAUCAUCCUUUCCCGAGGAAACGAUCAUCCACCCAGGCUCGCUUUCCUUGCUCGGCUCACAUCUGGCUUAUUCAUUUGACAAUUUACGAUGCACCGUGAUUGUUGAGUGGGCAGCUGUUGGUGGUGUAAACAUUGACUUUCCACGAAAAUAUCUCCCAGGGAUUUGUGGCCAAUCUCUCGCCCUUCUACCUAAUAAGCAAAUACUCGUUUCGCAUUCAGAGAAACUCGAGCUCUGGGACUACAACAUGCUACCCGAAUCGUCCCUUCUCCCUUCUCAGCAAGAUUUUUCGAGGGUUCGGACUUUGUGGAGCUCCCACCAUAUUCAUCUUCCAUUUAACCACAUUCUCCGACCAUUGGUCACCCACGACAUGACUAGAAUUGUGCUGGACACCAUGGAUGGUCUACAUGGUUUGAUUGUCCCUUGCCCCGGCUCCAUCGACGAAGAAGUGCAACCUCCUUCCAUUGUGCCCUUGUUCCAGUGGCUAUCGCACCCUCACUUUAUGACCUUCUCUUUUCAUAAAGCGAUACUAGUCACAUUCCCUGAGACCGGGACUAUCCGAUUUAGUUGGCCCGAUGAGAAGAGGACUAUGUGGACAACUCGUAAGGAGUCGAUAUUCAAGGAAAGGCAGGGUUUUAGUUUCUCAAUGGAUGAGAGUAGUGGACGCAUUCUGGUAUGGAACAAUCAGUCUUCCUCCUACUUCAUCGUGGAAUGGGUGGGACCCCUGGUGGCAACUGGAGAAGAAAGAGAGGAAUCGGCAGAGGCCCCGGCUUCGAAUUUGGAAGGAAUCGAACAAACAACCUACCUCAAUGUAUAG
Molecule: messenger RNA, 1515 nt
Organism: Cyclocybe aegerita
Lineage: Eukaryota; Fungi; Basidiomycota; Agaricomycetes; Agaricales; Hemipholiotaceae
Source: the annotation of a GenBank genome assembly